CGCCAGCAACAGUGUUGUUUGGCACAUCGCGUCGCCCGGACGUGAAGUCGGUCUGAUAACGUGUAAAAGUGUAGCGUACAGUGCGGUUAAUUUAAAAAAAAGUUGCGGCUGAUUUGCCAUUAUGGUGUUGACAGAGCAAACCGAUUUAAAGGCGGGCGACCUAAUAUACAGUGACAACAUGAUGGAAGACAAAAUGAAGGAGUCACAGAUUCAGAAGCUCUUCAAUGGUUCGUCGGUGCUUCUCACUGGAGGCACGGGAUUCCUGGGGAAACUUCUAGUUGAAAAAUUAUUGAGAUCUUGCCCGGAUAUAAAGAAGCUAUAUCUAUUAACAAGACCAAAGAAGAAUAAAGAAAUUAUAAAAAGGUUACAGGAACAAUUCGAUGACCAGCUCUACGAUAAAUUAAGGAAGGUGCUACCAGACUUCACGGAAAAAAUUGUUAUAAUUGAAGGGGAUGUGGGACAGAAGGACUUGGGCAUCAGUGAAGAAGAUAGAUUGAAGAUUACUAAAGAGGUGGAAUUUAUCUUUCACGGUGCAGCUACGGUGCGUUUUGACGAAGCAUUAAAAACGGCUGUCGAGAUCAACGUACGGGGCACGAGGGAUAUGCUACACCUCGCCCGCGCUUGUACUAAACUACGGGCUUAUGUGCAUAUUUCUACUGCUUAUAGCAAUUGCCCGUUAAAAGAAAUUGACGAGAAAUUCUACGACGCCGCGCUGGCUGGUGACAAAUUAAUAGACCUUGUAGAAAACAUGGACGAGAAAACGCUCAAUUGCAUCACUCCAGGAUUGCUCGGGGAAUUUCCAAACACGUACGCAUAUACCAAGUCGGCAGCUGAAGACAUAGUACAGAAAUACUCAAAGGGACUUCCCGUGGCCAUGUUUAGGCCGUCUAUAGUGAUUGGGACGGCGAGAGAACCCCUUCAAGGAUGGAUCGACAAUGUUUACGGUCCUACCGGGGUUGUAGUCGGUGCAGCAGUAGGCCUCAUUCACGUCUUGAACUGCAAUCCCAAAGCGAUCGCCGACUUAGUUCCCGGCGACAUGGUGGUGGAUGGCUGCAUAGCGGCUGCCUGGAAGACUGCUCGAGACUACCCUGGGAACCACGAGGAAGCUCCUAUGGACCAGCUGCCGACAGUUUAUAAUUACAUAUCAUCAGAGCAAGCGCCAAUUUCGUGGGAAAACUUCAUGAAAUACAACGAACUACACGGAUUUCAAGUGCCGACCAACAUGGCCAUAUGGUUCUACGUGUUUAUGCUGACGCCUUCAAAGUUCCUGUACAAUAUCUACUGCUUCUUCCUGCACUGGAUACCGGCUUACGUGGUGGAUGCUGUUCUAGUCUUGAUCGGGAAGAAACCUAUGUUACGAAAAGCAUACCAAAAAAUAGACAAAUUCUCAGCUGUUAUAGGCUAUUUCGCCCUCAGGGAAUGGAAGUUUCAUAACAGGAACACACAGAACCUGUACAAAGAGCUCUGUGAAAUAGACAAGGAGCUAUUUAACUUUGAUAUGAGCUCGGUGAACUGGGAUGAAUACUGCAAGGCAUACAUCAAAGGAGUGAGGAUACAUCUUCUUAAGGAUCCCCUGGAUACGAUCCCCCAAAGCAAGAGAAAACAUUUCAGGCUUAAGAUUUUACACUAUUUCUGCGUUGGACUUAUUUGCUUAGGACUAGCUAAAUUAUUGUUGUUCUUAAUAAGAUUGGUUGUAGGUUAGUUAGGAUAAUUUUAAGUAAGACUGUGUUCUUGCCUCAGACAAAGAAUCGAGGUGGACUUGACAUCGAAAUAAUAAAACCUUGUUAGAGCAAGCAAGCAUGGAAAAGCUCUGAAGAGGGAUAAAGACAGAAAAAAAUGUUAUGUCUGUGUCAUAGUUUAGCUUUUUUUUGUUGGGCACAGAUAACAACUGUGUGAUAGUCUCUGUGAUAGUAAUUUAUUGCGAAUUUUACGAGGUUUAAGUUUUGCGUUUUAAAUUUAGUGUUGAAGGUGUAUAGAAAGGUCAUUUAUGGUACAUUGCUGUGUGAUCGGCUGUAACGGCCAUAGCGAGCUCAAAUUAAGAAACAUAUCACCUUUUAUUCGUUCGUAUGAUUUGUUUUGUCCCUUUCGGGGAUACGCGUCUGACAAGUCCACCUUGAUUCUUUGUCUGAGGUUCUUGUAAAUAUAAAAGACGUUGUUAGUGGGUAGAUAGUAAAUACAUGUAAUAAAUCGUACUUAAUAUAAAAUUUUGUUGCAAUCCUAUGACCAUAGACCAAUCGGUUUAUUAAUAUGUAAGAUCAAGGUGCUAUGUUACUCGUCUUGUUGAUCUAAUGGUUAGCAUAUUUUCGGUUAGCGAGUAUCUGGGUUCGAUUCCCGGGUGCGGCAAAAAAUAAGUAUGGAGUUUUUUCUGCCAAGAAAUUUUCAGUGCUAGCCCGGAGGCAGAAAGUCGAGUUUUACACCCGUGCGUAGGACAGUAUCAUAUUAUAAAGCCGUCCUGCGACUGAUUACUCUCCGGUCAUGUCGGAUUGCCGUCCCAUUAGACUGUGAGAGUACGGAAAUAGAGUGCACUUGUGUUUCCGCAUACCUAUUAUGAUGCUGACGAGGAAGAUAUCUGAAUCAAGUUUCAUAGCAUUAAAGUAGACAAACAUAAUCCCACUUGAAUUAAGUAAUUUCAGUAAGUACGUAGAACAAUCAUUGCUAAAUAAACUUAUUUACCUUAUAGCUAUAAGUAAGUACAAUAAUUCUAGUUUAUAAAAUGUGUGCUCAAAUCGUAUUUAAUUAAUUGCCAUUUUAUUAUAUACCAGUUUUUUUAAUGCAAAUAUAGAAAAUUGUGAAAAAAAUAAAAUAUAUUUGGAAAAUG
Molecule: messenger RNA, 2818 nt
Organism: Maniola jurtina (meadow brown)
Lineage: Eukaryota; Metazoa; Arthropoda; Insecta; Lepidoptera; Nymphalidae
Product: fatty acyl-CoA reductase wat-like
Exons: 11
Coding region: 122-1702 (526 amino acids)
Biological process (GO): long-chain fatty-acyl-CoA metabolic process
Cellular component (GO): peroxisome
Molecular function (GO): alcohol-forming very long-chain fatty acyl-CoA reductase (NADP+) activity
Source: RefSeq, a predicted model, not a curated record